AUGGCCUUUUCACCGCAGCCAUCCAUCAUCCUCGUUGAGCCAAAAAUGGGCGAGAACAUUGGCGCAGCAGCGCGUGCCAUGAAGAAUUUCGGUUUAUCCGACUUGCGCCUUGUCAAACCGCACGACGGGUGGCCAAACACUCUGGCGGACGCCGUGGCCUCUCAUGCAGUCGAUUUGCUGCGCUCGGCUCGGUUGUAUGACAGCGUCGAGGACGCUAUUGCGGAUUUGGACAGGGUGUACGCCGCUACCGCGCGCACCAGGUACAUGACCAAGGCCUUCGUUACCAGUCGCCAGCUCCCAGGUGAUCUUCGUCAGCUAGCGGGUGCGGCUACGGAAGCGGCGAGGGCCUCACAAGCCGCAGCAGCCGCCGAGGCUGCUGAAGCUGUCGAGACCGCUGCGCUGCUCUCUGUCACGCAAGCAACUACCGCCAAUGCAACGCUGGAGACUGCACCCCUCAAUAUUCCCUUCCACCCUUCCUGCAAUAGAUCCACAGCACCAUCGUCAGCAGCUCCUCAGCCGUUAGAACUGCACCCACCAUCCCCAGUACCUGCGCAGUCCACGCCACUGCCACCCUUAGGGCCAUCUGCCAGCGCCGACAAGAACCCAGAUCCGCAUGCAAAUGGAGCUGGCCUGCUCCCAGUGUCACAGCCACAGCUCCGCGCAGGUGUCCGUGCGCCGCGUGCGGGUGUGUUGUUCGGUCGUGAGGCCUCAGGUCUGACCAAUGAGGAGGUGGCGGCGGCCAACAAGGUGCUCUGUAUCGAGGCACAUCCCGACUACCCAGUACUUAAUUUGGCCCAGGCCGUGUUGUGUACGGUGUACGAGCUGUACAAUGCAAGAUUGGAUGCGGUGGCAGGCGCGUCGUCUGUAGAAGCUGCUGCUGCUGCUGGAGGCGGCGGAGCUGUCGCUGUUGGCAGUAAUGCGGAGGAGCUGCGCGCUCGUGCUGCGGCGGUGCAGUUGGCCAGCCAUGGUGAGGUGGAAAAUUUCUUGCGACGGCUAGUUUCGGAGCUGGAUGACGUGAACUUUUUUGAGAGUGCAUCGAAGCGGCCGGCUACUAUGCUGAGCAUUCGCAACUUGGUGGCGAAAGCGGAGGGACUGACGGCGUCGGAGGUGGCGCUUCUGCACGGGAUACUCUCCAAGUUGACGACGGCGGCGCGUGCACGGGCACGGGUGCAAGGGUCCUGACUUGUGAAUGAGCGUGUGAGGAAGUACUGGGGAAAUGGGGUUGUUGAACAUCCUUGGAAAUAGGAUCGUGAUUCUGGUUUUGGAUGCCGUGGAGGCUAUAACCGGGUUGGCAAAAUUGGCUGUCAAGACCUAGAAGAGGCGACUUGCACGCUGCAUAUUAGUGACGUAAUUAAGCUUAUAUUCUUUUAAUAAGCAUGCUUCU
Molecule: messenger RNA, 1384 nt
Organism: Volvox carteri f. nagariensis
Lineage: Eukaryota; Viridiplantae; Chlorophyta; Chlorophyceae; Chlamydomonadales; Volvocaceae
Exons: 3
Coding region: 1-1182 (393 amino acids)
Biological process (GO): tRNA nucleoside ribose methylation
Cellular component (GO): cytosol
Molecular function (GO): RNA binding
Source: RefSeq, a predicted model, not a curated record